UCAAAUAAAUAAAAAAUAACUCUCCACGCCAUGCCAACAUUUUUAAUUUGCCGCCUUUUCUAACGGCAAAAGUAACAUACAAAGCUAUUUUAGAUAAAAUGCCGGUUAUGUAGACGCAACGAAUUCAAUUAUUCGGACAAAUGCCGCAAUGUAUUGCAAACAUUUUCGAUUACCAUUAUCUUUUGAAGAGGUCAUAAAAGUAGGGCACUGUAUGUAGACAACAUUCGAUUUUGAGCCUUUUGCCUUUGAGCAUACUUUUCAUAACCUAUUUCACUCGAUGUAGGUCAGGAAAAUCAAUACUGAAUAAAAAACCGCCCCUCCCUGAGCUGUGCUCCGUAUUUUGACGUUUUCAGUACCGAAGUGACAGAUGACAGCUGACAGCCUGAAAUCCAGGAAUUCAGUUUUCAGUAUUGAUCGUAAUAGUUGCUAAAGUAUUAUUAGAACUGAAAAUAAACGGGUAACAGCCUUGAGCCCGUGCGCGACCGAUGCAACGUUUGAAAAUGGAAAGAAAAUUGUGUUAUAAUGAAAAGGCACUGUUCAGUGAGUAAAUGGCUACAAAAAACAUUACAUCUUUUGAAUUUUUGGAAGAAACUCAUCAAAAUAGUGCUUAAAAGUGAAAAGUGCAUCGAAAAUAUAAAAAAAAGGAACGAGGUCAAAGAAAAAAAUGUACUUUAAUUUAUUUCAACGGAAUUAUUAAAAAAAUACUAUAUUUUUUCAUGGAAUAGCAGUGUCAAGAACGUUUUUAAGCUAUUUACUAAAAUAAAAAAUGCAUAUGACUCUAAUCCAUCCGUCUACAGACAUAUCUCUAAGCCCGAGUUUGUAUAGCGGCCCAAAUAUAUUGGUUUUACCAAAUAUACAACUAGUUCCUGAGCUGGAAGAAACAACGUACACAUGUCCAAUAUGCAGUCACAUAUCCAUAUCCAUGGAACACUUCAAGCACCAUCUGCAGUCUGUUCAUCCCCGCAAUCAAUAUUUCUGUAAAAUAUGCCAUAGAAAGUAUAAAACAAUUAAGAACUUGAGGCGACACGAGAAGGCUCACCAUAGGACUGAUGAACCGCCCAUCAAAGACUUGAAAGAACCAGACAUACCGUGUCCUCAAUGUCCGAAAAAGCUUUCUACCCAGACUGCCUUAUACUGGCAUGUUGAGCGUAAUCAUACCGAUAAUGAAAAGACAAAUACUUGCCAAGUUUGCGGGAAGGAGUUGUCCGACCAAGCUCUGCUGAAAAGGCAUUUAGAAACAGUACAUUCUUUAGAAACUGCCACCUGCUCGAUUUGCAACAAAACUUUUAAGAGUGUCAUUAACAUGCAAAGACAUGUGGCUGUAACGCAUCCCCCUGAAGACGCCGAACAAACUUGUGAAAUUUGCAGUAAGACGUUCAAAUGUUCAACACACUUGCGAAUUCAUGUGAGGGCUGUACACUCAACGCAAACUCAAUUUAACUGUGAUAUAUGUAAUAAAGAAUUCUCUUUAAAAUCGUACUUGCUGAAACACAAAAAAACUCAUAUCGAUGUUAAGGAGGUCCAGUGCGAAAUCUGUUAUCAAGUUUAUAAAACUGUCGAUGACGCAAAAAGGCACGCGAAACGAGUGCAUAUGAAACCGGAGGAAUCCACGAAAAUGAAAACUCACAAAUGUGACAUUUGCGAAAAGGAGUUCACUCGCACCAAAUAUCUGUUUUUCCAUAAAAAGACACAUUUUGAAAAAACGUUUUCGUGUAAAUUCUGCCAUAAAUUAUUUAAAUGCAACAGCCAUGUGAAUAGGCAUACUAAACGAGUUCACACAAAGCCACGAGUGAAAAGAGCUGAUGCUAAUUUUUACUGUGACAUAUGUAACAAAGCAUUUAGCAAAAAGAAAAAUUUAGUAAAGCAUAUUCAAAUUCAUAUGAUUCUGAAAAAAGAGGCUCCCUGCGGAAUUUGUAACAAAUUAUUUAGAACCAAAAUUGAUGUUAACAGGCAUCUCAGAAGAAUUCAUAUGAAGGACAUGAAUAUAAAAGAAAUGAUCGAAAAAAAUAAAAAUAUGAAAAUAAAUACACAAGCAAAAAUUAAAAAGGAAGAAAUUUCAACUACAGAAAAUAUAGAUAAUUCCAUUGAAAAUGCGGAUUAUACAGAAGCACUAGCAAUUACUCACGUGUUUAAAGCUCCAGAAUUAACAGAUUACAGUGAUAAAAUCCCUACUGAAGAUUACAGAUUGGCAACACUUGGGAAUGUAGAAUACGUAGAAACACUACAAAGUACAGAAUGUGCAGAACAGAUUUUGACUGCAGAACACGCAGAAGAAAUAAAAACCUUGGGUAUAGAAUCAGCGUCAGACUUUAUCGAGGAUCACUAUGAAAGUGCUGAUAAAGCACUUCAAGGCACUUAUUCUAAACUAUCAGAAGGUUCGGAUGACAACAAAAAGCUCCCAGGAGAGACCUUCACAAGUGCUAAACACCUAAAUGCAGCAACUACGGAGGUCUUCAUUGAAAAUAACGACUCAAUAGAAGUUUUUGAAAAUGCAGAAUGUGAAAAUGAACAGAUGAACAAGAAAUCAAGCAGAAACACACAUAUUAUAGAGGCGGCUAUUGAAAGUUCUAGUUUUAAUAUGGAAGAAUUGAGAAUGAGAAAAGAUUAUGAACAAUCCAGUUUAAAUGACGAUAGGAAUGAGCCUCUUGGAAUCACAAAUUUACUAGCAGAUAUAACAGAUUUAACAGAUGUCGCUAAAAAUACACCUGUAUGUACAGAAUUGAGCGAAAAAAUUGGUAACAUAGAUAUUAUAAAGGCAGCUAUUGAUAUUUCAGAUUUUAGUAUGGAAGACCUUGGGAUUGAUACGCAAGACAUUGUUUAUACAGAAGUCGAAAAUAAAGUUUUCACAAGGACAGUGAUAAGUGAAGACAUACUUGAAAGUUUAGAGUCAACAGAAGACCUAGCAAAUAAUUUUAUAGAGGCAUUAGAAAUAGCAGAGUGCUCUGAGAAAACUCUUGGAAAUACAGAUAUUAUAAAAGACGCUAUUGACAGUUCAAAUUUCACUAUGGAAGAUCUUGGACUAACGGAAUAUACGGAGGAUCCCCUAGCUACAGAUUAUGCUAUUGAAGAUUUUGGAAUCACCGAAUGCGCAGAGCUGGAAAGUACAGAAUUUGAGGAAGAAACGCUCACAAGUACUGAUUUUAUAGACAAGGCUCUAAGCAGCACUGAUUUUGCAAAAGAUGGAAGUACAAUAAAGAAAACCAUUAAAAAUACCGAUUUGUUAGAAACUCUCUCAAGUACAGAGUUCGCUGAAGAUCAUAUUGAGUUAGAAGAUGUUCUUGGCAAUGAAUUCACAGACCAAGCUCUCGAAAGCACAUUUUUCAUUGAUGUCCUUGGCACAGAAUUAGCCAAGAAAGCUCCGACUAAGUUACCUGGAAAAGUUCUAAGUAGUAAAGAUAUUAUAGAGGCGCUUACAGGGACAGAUUUUAUAGAUGAUGCUAUAAGUACAGUGGCAGAGGCUGAUAAUAGCGAUUACGUAGAACAAGAGAGCGAAAAUAUUGAGUAUGCAAGUGAAAUUGAUGAUUUAGGUGUGUCAAAUAAAACUAUAGCAAAUACAGAUGUUACAAAGGAAGCCAUUGACAGCUCCGAUUUUACGAUUGAAGAUUUCGCCUGUACAGAUUAUGCCACAAACGAAAUGAAAGAGUAUACAGAAGCGGAUCUAAAGAGUAUUGAAAUUAAACUGUUGAAGUGUCUGAAGUGCGGCAUUGAUUUUGAAAAUGAUGUUGAUUUGCACACUCAUUUGUGCGGAGGCGAAAUGGCAUUAUUUCUCGAUUUCCCGGAAAUGUAGAUAUACUUCUAAAGUUGAAACUACUGCAGCUUUGCAAAAAAGAGUAGAAAUGGAGCUAUUGUUUUUUAUCAUAGCAACACACACAGGUGUCAGAAUAGUUGCCAAACGGUUUUGCGAUUUUCAUAGACGGUGGCGCCCCUAUAUUUUUCUAUUCGUUUUUGCCAGGAUGUUGUUGUUAGAAAGUUACCGAAAACUUUCGUAAAUGUCUGGUAUUUUUGUGUGUAGAAAAUUCUUCCAUUUCUAAAAAUGUCAAUUUUCGUAAUUUCAUGUAAUAGGCUAGUUUCCUAUACGUAAAAUAAAAUAUUUUAUGCAGUGCACGAAAUAAAGCACCACAUAAUUAUAAUAUGGACAGUAGGGAGUUAUGUUUAUACUUAAACAUAAUUUAUAUUUAAUAAGUCAAAGAUAAUGAUAAUUAUUAAGUAAAUGAAUUGACCGUGACGUUACUCCUCAGUAUUUCAUAGCAACUCCAUAUUAGCAAAUCGUUUUGACAGUUCUUAAAAAGAAGCUGAUUUGACUAGUAGGAAACUAGCCUAUUCUUAAGAACGUUUCCGACUCGUUCGAAACUUUGCAGUUUCCGCCUCUGUAGUUGUGAAAUUUGUAUCUGUUGUAUAUAAAAAGUUAAAAACAUAUGUAGGUACAAAAUAAACUCUGAACUUGGUUGUGGUUAAAAUACUUGAAAUAUUUAGGUAGGUAUGUAUUUUCAUUGGACAAUUACUAAAACCGUACGACUGAAAUGUAGCCUCUAAAUAGAUGUGAUGGAUGCUA
Molecule: messenger RNA, 4552 nt
Organism: Leguminivora glycinivorella
Lineage: Eukaryota; Metazoa; Arthropoda; Insecta; Lepidoptera; Tortricidae
Exons: 1
Coding region: 767-3787 (1006 amino acids)
Biological process (GO): regulation of transcription by RNA polymerase II
Molecular function (GO): RNA polymerase II cis-regulatory region sequence-specific DNA binding; DNA-binding transcription factor activity
Source: RefSeq, a predicted model, not a curated record